UUAGAGAGUAAAUGUUACACAUACUGUGCAUUUGCCAUAGAUUUGACUGUUGACAGGAUAUAAUACAGAGAACGUAUGACUUACGCAGUUGUUACGAUUUUUUUAACGCAAUGAAGUGGUUGGUUUUUACUGUGUUCCUGUUUUGUCAUUUUCAUGGCAAUUCAGCAGAUGAUCCUGAAAUUAACAUGAAUGUGUCUCAAAUCAUUCGACACUGGGGCUAUCCUGUUGAAGAAUAUGACGUCACCACUUCAGAUGGCUAUAUCUUAACCAUUCAGCGCAUUCCUCACGGACGUAACGAGAAAAGGUCAGCUGGCAAACGUCCUGUUGUGUUCCUGCAACAUGGCCUCUUGGGUUCAUCAAGUCAGUGGAUCACGAAUCUUCCAAAUCAAGCUCUUGGUUUUGUAUUAGCGGAUCGUGGUUUUGACGUUUGGCUGGGAAACUCAAGAGGGAAUGUUUAUGGUUUGAGAAAUACACGAUACACAACAAACACUGAUGAAUUCUGGGAUUUUAGUUUCGAUGAAUUUGCCAAGUAUGAUUUGCCUGCUUCGCUUGAGUUUGCUUUGAAUUGUUCCCGAGUUUCACGUCUUUCUUACAUCGGCCAUUCUCAAGGUACAACCUUGGCGUUCGCAGCGUUUUCACAAAAUCAAACACUUGCAUCAAAAGUCAUUAUUUUCAUUGCUCUUGCUCCGGUGGUAAGCGUUGCCAAUAUGAAGAGUCCAAUUAAAUAUUUUUCAUACUUAAGUGGUGGAAUCCAGUGGCUGUCUUGGCUUUUUGGAGUUCGUGAUUUCCUACCAUCAUCAUUUGUCACUCGUUCAUUGGCUCGUUAUGUCUGUGAAGAUGACCUUGGCAGUGAAUGGUGCACAAAUAUCAUGUUUGUUCUUUGUGGUUAUGAUAAAGCUCAACUUAACGAGACGCGCUUACCAGUCUACUUAGCUCAUACCCCCGCAGGAACAUCCGUCAAAGAUGUCGCACAUUUUGCACAGAUGUACCGCUCAGGUAAAUUUCAAAUGUAUGACUAUGGGUGGCGUUACAAAAACCGUCUUCGUUAUGGUCAGUCCACACCAAUUGAGUACGAUGUUUCAAAUAUUCGAGUACCUGUGGCGUUGUUUUCGGCGCAAAAUGAUCGGCUGGCGACACCACAAGAUGUAGCGUUACUGGUGCCUAAACUUAACAAGACUUUGGUGUAUCAAAAGAAAAUCAAAUCAUGGGAUCAUCUCGACUUUAUAUGGGGAAUGGACGCGGAACGAUUGAUUUACAAAGAUAUUCAACAUUUGUUAAAAAAGUAUCACCAUCGUAGCGUUUGAAUAAUUGCAUGUGUCAUAUUCACUUUCAACUUAAAAAAUACUCUUUGUCACUUUACUUUGAGUUUUUUUAAGAAAAUAAAUACGUCAUGACAACAAAGCAAA
This is a messenger RNA of Xenia sp. Carnegie-2017, 1406 nucleotides long. RefSeq names its product gastric triacylglycerol lipase-like. NCBI's taxonomy places the organism in Eukaryota, Metazoa, Cnidaria, Anthozoa, Malacalcyonacea, Xeniidae. The coding region runs from base 111 to 1304 and encodes 397 amino acids. Gene Ontology annotation, molecular function: hydrolase activity, acting on ester bonds. Gene Ontology annotation, biological process: lipid metabolic process. The transcript has 7 exons. The record is from RefSeq and is a predicted model, not a curated record.